CUGAUAGUCAGCCGGCGCCGUCUGUCCGGGUCCUCCAGCAUGAUCUAAAAUAGGCGUCUCUAUGGUCGAGUAAACCUAGAGCGAUUCCUCGCGUCCCACGUGCUGGGACUGCGCAUGAGCAAUAGACGCACCAUUGGAAAGAUGGCGGAGGAAGAGCCAAGAAGAAAGAUCCCUUUGGUUCCAGAAAAUCUCCUGAAAAAGAGGAAGGCUUAUCAGGCCCUCAAAGCCACCCAGGCAAAGCAGGCACUUUUGGAAAAGAAGAAGCAGAGGAAAGGGAAGGGGCUCAGGUUUAAGCGACUGGAAUCGUUCCUUCUUGAUUCCCGGCGACAGCAGCGUGACAGGGUGCGCAUCAGACGACUAAAAGUGAAACCUCACGGCUUGGAAGUGCCGGACGGACAUUCCUUGGCCUUUGCAGUACGCAUCCAAAGGAUUAAUGGGGUGAGCGGUCUGGUGCGGAAGACCAUCGCAAGGCUUCGCCUGAGGAAGAUUUUCAGUGGUGUCUUUGUCAAAGUGACCCCUGUAACCCUGAAAAUGCUGCGUACAGUGGAACCUUAUGUAACAUGGGGGUUUCCAAAUCUGAAGUCUGUCCGGGAACUCAUCCUGAAACGUGGCCAAGCCAAGGUCAAGAAUAAGACCAUCCCACUGACAGACAACACAGUGAUUGAGGAGCACCUAGGGAAGUUUGGUGUCAUUUGCUUGGAAGAUCUCAUUCAUGAAAUUGCCUUCCCGGGGAAGUAUUUCCAGGUGAUCUCACAGUUCUUGUGCCCUUUCUACCUCUCGGUGGCCCGUCAUGCUACCAAGAAUAAAGUGGGCUUUCUCAAGGAGAUGGGCUUACCUGGCUAUCGUGGUGAAAGCAUCAAUCAGCUCAUCCGGCAGCUGAACUAGACCCAGAAUAUCUGAAAGCACAGUGCAUUGGAGGCAUGUGUUUCUAUUUUCUGAAUUGUCAUCAAGUAUCUUCAAAGAAGAUUAUUUUCUGCUAUGUUUUCAGAAACUGGAGGGGAAAGGACAGUGGGUGUGUGCAUGGCAGGCACCUCUCAUAUCACAGCCCAGUCCCAGAGAAAAAUGCCAGUGUUUUCCACAUGGCCACUGCCGCCUCUGAAAUCAGCAAAGGACUCACAGUUGCCCUUGAAGAGGGAGUUCUGCUUUGUCACAUCUUUUAUCCUGGGAUUUAAUGUUGGUGAAUACCCAAGCAUGUGUACAAGGCUCUCCAGGACCCCUGCAGCAGUGGACCAAGCCCAGGGACAUACUUGACUUGGGGGAUCCUAGGGCCUUGUCUUGGAAGGAACUUGAAAUCCAAUUAGAAGUGCACACAAACAAGUACUCAGUUGUCUCUGUUGUGAGUCCGUGUUCCAGCGUUUUCAGUGACAGAUUUGAGAGCUUUCAAACUUGGCUAGCUCUAAGAAUGUAUCGAGUGGUUUCCUUAUCCUAGCCUGCAGCUGGCUUAGCCUUUUUCUCCAACUCAGGAUUUUAACCUAUUCUUGAGUUACAGAGCUUGUUGAGGAUCUAUGAGAAGGACCUCCUUCCCCAGGAAAAUAUUCUUGGAAUUUGAGGAUGUUGUAGACCGUUCUCCUCAGGGACACUCAUGCACUUAUGGAGGAAGUCCUGCUCUACCAGGAUUGGUCAGCCAGGUUCCUGCCCCUGGUAGUCUUCUGGCUCCAUAUCCUGUAGAGGACCAAAACUUAGAAAGAUAGCUUUUUCCCUUCAAUUAGGUGCUUCAUACUAAGAACACAGUGGUAGGUGCCCAAGAUCCCCACACCAUCUCCAACUGGGGAAAUGCCCACCUUGUUUCUGCCAGGGUUCAGGGUGGAAUCUUCUAAAACUCAGAUCAGGAAGGAGUGAACCAUUUUCUUUGUUUGGCAUGGAUGAAAUUAGCACUACGGGUAUCUGGUCUUUUAGGCCCUAGGCAGGGCAGCUUAUUUAGACCCUUCUUGGUGUUGCUCUUUCCUUAAAUAUUCUUGAGCUUCAGAAGUGUGGCCCUCUGCCCUGCUGACAGUGAUGUAGUAGACCAACAAAAGGGAAGGGCUUCUGGGGGUGUUAGACCUGAACAGAGGGGAUCUGGUCCUGCUUGUCUUUAUCAAUGUCCACUCUGAAGGAGCCUGCCCUUUCAACUUCCAGCUAAGCAGUUGAGGUGUACUAGACCAAGGUUAAGUUUUAACUGUUGUGUCCUCUGGUCCCUUCAGAUCAGUUUUGCCGCAAUUUUGGCUUAUGGGAAUCUCAAACAUAGCUGUGAGAUUGAGUUAGAUGUAUGACAAUGCCUUAAAAUGUGCCAGAUUAUGAGGUAAUUAGGUUGCUUGGCUCAAGAGUUAAUGGCUUACACUGUAAAGCAUUGUGAAAUCAGAUUUCUUUACAAUGAUGUAUCACAAAGUCAUGGGAAAAAAGUAGUUGUGAGGCUGGAAGUCUAGGGUUUAUGUUCCAAGUCUAUCUUGUACUAAUUGUGGGAACAGUGUUUCCACUCUUCACUAUAAACUGGGGCUAAUAGCAUCUAGCCUGUCUGCUUCACAGGGUUGUUAAAAGGGUUAAGUGGAAUAGUUUUCUAACUUAGAAUUUUGUAUAAAUAAAAGAUCAAAAAUUU
This is a messenger RNA of Trichechus manatus latirostris (Florida manatee), 2572 nucleotides long. RefSeq names its product ribosomal protein L7 like 1 (gene RPL7L1). The transcript is spliced from 7 exons. Gene Ontology annotation, cellular component: cytosolic large ribosomal subunit. Gene Ontology annotation, biological process: maturation of LSU-rRNA from tricistronic rRNA transcript (SSU-rRNA, 5.8S rRNA, LSU-rRNA). NCBI's taxonomy places the organism in Eukaryota, Metazoa, Chordata, Mammalia, Sirenia, Trichechidae. Gene Ontology annotation, molecular function: RNA binding; structural constituent of ribosome. The record is from RefSeq and is a predicted model, not a curated record. The coding region runs from base 115 to 885 and encodes 256 amino acids.